GUUCUUCCUCAGAAAAAUAUUUUUCAUCAAACAUUUGUUUCGGGAAUAAAAAAUUUCAAAAAUAAGUUUAUAUACUGCUUCUGACGACAUAAAAGUUUCUCAAGAUGGGAGGUGGGACACCAACAAAAGUAGUCCAAAUCACCAAUAUUGCACCUCAGGCAACAAAAGAUCAAAUGCAGGCGCUUUUCGGAUUAUUAGGAAAAAUUGAUGAACUUCGAUUAUAUCCUUGCAUACGCGAUGUCUCAGUUCCUGUGAUUUCUCGUAUUUGCUACGUGCGUUUUGCAGAGAGCAGUUCUGUAGCCAUCGCACAGCAUAUGACAAAUACUGUUUUCAUCGACCGAGCACUUAUCUGCAUCCCUGUAUCAUCUGGUUUGAUUCCGGAAGAGUAUCGAGCCCUCGAAAUGUCUGCUAAUGGUACACUUGUACCAGGAUUUGGAACAAACGCACCUGAAUCUAAACUUCCGCCAGAAGUUGUCACAAAGGUUGUAGGAAAGAUUCCAAAUCAAAUUAUUCGCAGCUUCCACCCAAAGCUCGAUGAUGAGAAGCUUCCGGAGUAUCCCGAUCUUCCAGUACACUUUGAUGAGCGUAAAGUUGAGGAAACUCGACGAACAAUUCUUGUCCUCAAUCACGAUCUUAAAGUAAAAAUGAUUGACCUCAUGGAACAUUUCAAACAAGCAGGUGAAGUGAAAUACGCUCGAACAGCUGUUCAUGAUUAUGGUCGACGUAUCUACAUGAUUGAAUUUGCUGAGCAAGCAAGCGUCAUUACUGCUUUAGAGAAACUUCAUGGAACAUACUAUAAAGGUGUUUACCUCAAUCUUCAUCACUCAACUCAACCAAUAGAGAAACCUGAAGCAAAGAGCAAUGAAGCAGCUCAAAAAGAAAUCGAAGAAGCUAUGUCAAUUGUAAAGGAGUGUCACAAUCAAAUCUCAGCUGUUAUUGAUCCAGCAUUUAGUGUGCUCUCAAAAGAUAAAUCUUCUUCGAACCGACGUCGUUCACGUUCUCGAAGUCGAUCUCGAAAACAUCGUUCAAGAAGCGUUGAAAGUCGCUCACGUUCGAAGAGAUCGAGAAGUCGAAAGAGAUCAGCAACACCAAGAGAAAGUCGAUCACGACGAACACGUAAACGCUCAAAAAGUCAUCGCUUAUCGAGAUCACCUUCACGGAAAAAGCGAAGUAAACGAUCAACAAGUCGUCGUCCUGAAUCCCGCAGUCGAAGCAAGGAUAGACGACAUCGUCGGCGCGAUCGCGAUCGCUCACGUGGACAUCACAAACGAUCCAGCCGUAAUCACUCCAGAUCAAGAAGCCGAGAUCGUCGUUCAAAAUCACGCGAUCGUCGCACAAAAUCACGAGACCGUUCACGAUCACGCCAUCGAAGUGAAAGAAAAAAGAAAUCUCAUCGUAGUGAGAAGAAAGAUGAAAGAAAAUAUUCGCAUUCUCGUUCACGUUCAAGGACAUCAACAAAAAAAUCACCUUCUGUUGAGAAAGCAUCGUCGAGAUCAUCAAAGCGACGUUCAGCUGAUCGGAAAGCAAAGAAAGUCCCUGAAGAACGUUCGAGAGAAUAUGAACCGGUCAGAGAUUAUGACGCUGAAGAGAAGAUUGGAUUAGACGACGGUAAUGGAUGUGAAAAGUCAAGCUCGAAAUCAGAUAACAUGGACAUUUCACCAUAAAUCGAUUGACUUUUCUUUUAACAUUUAACUGAUAGGGUUAGUUCCCCAAUUAUGAAUUAAAAUUUUCAACCCUAACUUUUCUUUUUUCCCGGAUUUUCCCCUUUGUUUGUUUUAAAACAUUAUUUUUCAAUUGAAUAAAAAUGAAAAUAAAAUUGAAAGAUUUCAUUUCUGAAUAGA
This is a messenger RNA of Clunio marinus, 1841 nucleotides long. The record is from the annotation of a GenBank genome assembly. NCBI's taxonomy places the organism in Eukaryota, Metazoa, Arthropoda, Insecta, Diptera, Chironomidae.